Messenger RNA from Propithecus coquereli (Coquerel's sifaka), 985 nucleotides. RefSeq names its product olfactory receptor 10J3-like. Gene Ontology annotation, biological process: G protein-coupled receptor signaling pathway. The transcript has a single exon. Gene Ontology annotation, molecular function: G protein-coupled receptor activity; olfactory receptor activity. The coding region runs from base 1 to 942 and encodes 313 amino acids. Lineage: Eukaryota; Metazoa; Chordata; Mammalia; Primates; Indriidae. Gene Ontology annotation, cellular component: membrane. The record is from RefSeq and is a predicted model, not a curated record.
AUGCCAAAGCCAAAUUCCACUUUUGUGACUGAGUUCCUCUUUGAAGGUUUCUCCAGCUUUGAGUGGCACCAAAGACUUGUCUUCUUUGUUGUCUUUCUAACUUUGUACCUGCUGACUUUCUCUGGAAAUGUGAUUAUUGUGACCAUUAUUCACCUGGACCGUCACCUCCAUACUCCCAUGUACUUCUUCUUGAGCAUGUUAUCCAUCUCUGAGACCUGCUACACUGUGGCCAUCAUUCCCCGUAUGCUUUCUGGCCUCCUGAAUUCUCACCAGCCCAUUGCCACCCAAAACUGUGCCACUCAGCUCUUCUUCUAUCUCACCUUUGGCAUCAACAACUGCUUCCUGCUCACGGCCAUGGGAUAUGAUCGCUAUGUGGCCGUCUGCAACCCCCUACGGUAUUCAGUCAUCAUGGGUAAGAAGACUUGUGUCCAGUUGGCAUCUGGAUCACUGGGAAUUGGCCUGGGCAUGGCCAUUGUCCAAGUAACAUCUGUGUUUGGUCUUCCGUUUUGUGAUGACUUUGUCAUCUCCCACUUCUUCUGUGACGUGAGACCCCUGCUGAAGCUGGCCUGCACAGACACCACUGUCAAUGAGAUCAUCAACUGUAUUGUCAGUGUCUGUGUCCUUGUCCUACCCAUGGGUCUGGUCUUUAUCUCCUAUGUCCUCAUUAUCUCCACCAUCCUUAAGAUUGCUUCAGCUGAGGGUCGGAAGAAGGCCUUUGCCACCUGUGCAUCCCAUCUCACAGUGGUCAUCAUCCACUAUGGUUGUGCCUCCAUCAUCUACCUUAAGCCUAAGUCCCAGGCUUCCCUGGAGCAGGACAGACUCAUCUCAGUGACCUACACCCUCAUCACUCCCCUGCUGAACCCUGUCGUGUACAGCCUGAGGAACAAGGAAGUCAAGGAUGCUCUGCGCAGAGCCAUGGGGCAAAAGCCCCUCUCCCCUUAAUGAAGAGAGGUUGUGAAGGCUUUUUCUCUGAGUUUAUAAAUAU